This is a messenger RNA of Oldenlandia corymbosa var. corymbosa, 4008 nucleotides long. Lineage: Eukaryota; Viridiplantae; Streptophyta; Magnoliopsida; Gentianales; Rubiaceae. The record is from the annotation of a GenBank genome assembly.
AUGGAUACAAUUCAAGAAGUUGAACCAAGCAGUGGAGAAGGGCUUUUGAUGGUUGAAGUGAGACCUGAGAAAAUUAAAAGGGAUGGAAUUACAAUUCCUCCAUUACAAGUUUUGGGUCAUGUUAAGAUCAAUGUUGAACCUGAAACUCCGGUCUCAACCCUGAAAAACGCAUUCGGAAGCUCAAAAUCUGAGUUGUCUUACAGUAAGAGCGAAUUGAAGAAAGCAGAGGAGACACUGAAACAGGCUUUUGUUCAAUUCCACCAAAAGCUUCGCUUCCUCAAAAGCUACAGUUUCUUGAAUGUCUUGGCUUUCUCUAAGAUCAUGAAGAAGUAUGAUAAGGUGACAUCAAGGAAGGCAUCUAAAGCUUAUAUGAAAAUGGUAGAGAACUCUCAUCUUGGCAACUGUGAUGAGAUCACUAAGAUGGCAGAAAGAGUGGAGGCCACCGUAAUAAAGCAUUUCUCAAAUGGAAAUCGAAGCGAAGGAAUGAAACUUCUGAGGCCAGAAACCAAAAGAGAGAAGCAUAGAGUGACAUUUUUCUUAGGGCUGUUAUGUGGCUGCUCAAUAGCACUGGUGGCGGCCGUCCUUGUUUCGAUCCAUGCAAGAAAGCUUCUUCGGAAUGCAGAAGGCCGUGAUCAAUACAUGAGAACCAUAUUCCCACUUUAUAGUUUGUUUGGCUUCAUAGUCCUACACUUGACCUUAUACUCCGGAAACAUAUACCUGUGGAGGCAUUUCCGGGUUAACUAUCCCUUCAUAUUCGGGUUUAAAGAAGGAAAAGGAUCCAUGGGUUACAGGGAAGUUCUCCUUGUGGCUUCUGGCCUUACAAUGCUUACAUUGGCUGCUGUGCUUUCAAACCUGGAUAUGGAGAUGGAUCCUAAAACAAAAGGCUACCAGACACUAACCGAGUUGGUUCCAUUAGCCCUUGUAACUGUGGUUCUUCUUAUAUUGUUUUGUCCUUUCAACAUAAUCUACCGUUCAAGUCGAUUCUUUCUCCUCCAAAGUGCAUGGCAUUGUCUAUGUGCUCCUCUUUAUAAGGUUACCCUUCCAGACUUCUUCUUGGCGGAUCAGCUAACUAGCCAGAUUCAAGCUUUCAGGUGUCUGGAAUUCUAUGUUUGUUAUUAUGGUUGGGGUGACUUCAAAAGGAGAUCAAACCAGUGUGAAAAAAGUAGAAUCUACGAGAUUUUCUAUAUUGUCGUCGCAGUUAUUCCCUUCUGGGUUCGCGUUGUUCAGUGCCUAAGACGGUGGGGUGAGGAGGGCGAUAACUUCCAACUGCUCAACGGCGUCAAAUACAUGUCAACCAUUGUUGCUGUGGUUGCGAGGACGAUUUUUGGUCUCAGAAAAGGAGUCACUUGGAGAAUCAUAGCUGCAGCAACCUCAGGAUUCACCACGGUAUUCAGCACUUACUGGGACAUAGUUAUGGAUUGGGGUCUGCUGAGGAGAAAUUCCAAGAACCCCUGGCUGAGAGACAAACUUUUAGUAUCAAACAAAAAAGUCUACUUUGUAGCCAUGGUAGUGAAUAUCUUGCUGAGACUUGUAUGGAUGCAGUUGAUUUUCGAUAUUCAAGCGCCAUUUCUCCACAGGAGAGCCAUGAUUGCUUUAGUUGCCUGCCUGGAAAUCCUUCGUCGUGGCAUUUGGAACUUCUUCAGAUUGGAGAAUGAGCACCUGAAUAACGUUGAAAAGUACCGGGCUUUCAAGUCCGUACCAUUGCCAUUUUACUAUGAUGAGGACAAGAACCUAGAAGAGAAGAAUGAAAUUGCAAACAACCAUCAAGGCUAUUCAACUUUCAAUAAUAAUAUUCUACCAAAAACUAAGAGACAUGAGAAGAGGUUGGCAUUGCAUACAGGUCACAAGGUUCGCUGGCUCAUCGUUCAGCCAACAAAAAUGGCGAAAAGAAUGAAGUUCGGAAAGGAGUUUGCUUCCCAGAUGGUACAAGAAUGGCAGGCAGCUUACAUGGAUUUUAAUUACCUCAAAACUUUGUUAAAAGAUGUAUUGAAUUUUCGACGUAUAAACAACAUUUCUUCAUCAGGGUCGAGUUCAGAGUCUCAAAAAUCAAACCAGUUGAAGAGAAGGCUGUCUUUGUACAGAACAUUUAGUGGGCUGACACGCCUCAGCUGGAAAGGCGGCGGCGGCGGUUCUCCAAACAACAAGGAGGAUGAAGUGAUACUUGUGAGUGAAGUUCAGCAAUCGGCCGACGCCGCCGGAGAAUCAGAUGGGUUCUACCAAACCAUGUUUCUUAUGUCCUCGGAUGAAACAGGGGAGCUUGAGCUUGUGUUCUUCAGGAAAUUGGAUGAAGAGUUCAACAAAGUGGUCAAAUUCUACAGGGAAAAAGUGAGUGAAGUGAAGGCUGAAGCAGAGGAAUUGAGUAAGCAGAUGGAUGCUCUCAUUGCUCUCAGAAUCAAAGUUGAUUAUCCAUUGAUGGAGUUCAUCAAGACGGAUUCUUCCAGGAAUCAUGGAACAAUUCCAUCUCAGGUUCAAUCAGCUGCAUCAUCUUCAGAUGGGAUUAGAAGAGGAAAAUCACGAAUGGAUACAAUUCAAGAAGUUGAACCAAGCAGUGGAGAAGGGCUUUUGAUGGUUGAAGUGAGACCUGAGAAAAUUAAAAAGGAUGGAAUUACAAUUCCUCCAUUACAAGUUUUGGGUCAUGUUAAGAUCAAUGUUGAACCCGAAACUCCGGUCUCAACCCUGAAAAACGCAUUCGGAAGCUCAAAAUCUGAGUUGUCUUACAGUAAGAGCGAAUUGAAGAAAGCAGAGGAGACACUGAAACAGGCUUUUGUUCAAUUCCACCAAAAGCUUCGGUUCCUCAAAAGCUACAGUUCCUUGAAUGUCUUGGCUUUCUCUAAGAUCAUGAAGAAGUAUGAUAAGGUGACAUCUAGAAAGGCAACUAAGGCUUAUAUGGAAAUGGUAGAGAACUCAUCUCUUGGCAACUGUGAUGAGAUCACUAAGAUGGCAGAAAGAGUGGAGGCUACUGUGGUAAAGCAUUUCUCAAAUGGAAAUCGAAACGAAGGAAUGAAACUGUUGAGGCCAGAAACCAAAAAAGAGAAGCAUAGUGUGACAUUUUUCUUAGGAAAAAGAUCCAUGGGAUAUAGGGAAGUCCUCCUUGUGGCUUCUGGCCUUACGGUACUUACAUUGGCUGCUGUUCUAUCGAACUUGGGCAUGGAGAUGGAUCCUAGAACAAAAAGGCAUCAGACAUUGACUGAAUUGGUCCCAUUAGCCCUUGUAAUGGUUCAAGCUUUCAUGUGUCUGGAAUACUAUAUAUGUUACUAUGGUUGGGGUGACUUCAGAAAGAGAUUAAACACUUGCCAAUACAGUCGAGUUUAUGAUAUUUUUGACAUCCUCGUCGCAGUUAUCCCCUUCUGGGUUCGCGUUCUUCAGUGCCUGCGGCGGUGGUUUGAGGAAGGAGAUAACCACCAAUUGUAUAACGGCCUCAAAUAUAUGUCAACCAUUGUUGCUGUUGUUAUGAGGACGAUUUAUAGUCUCAGAAAAGGAGCCAUUUGGAGAAUUAUGGCAGCAGCUAGCUCUGGAUUUACGACAGUAUAUAGCACUUACUGGGACAUAGUUAUGGACUGGGGUCUAUUGAGAAGAAGCUCCAAGAACCCCUGGCUGAGAGAUAAGCUCUUAGUACCUAACAAGAAAGUAGUGAAUAUCUUGCUGAGACUUGUAUGGAUGCAAUUAAUUUUCGAUAUUCAAGCGCCAUUUCUCCACAGGAAAGCCAUGAUUGCUUUGGUUGCCUGCCUGGAAAUCAUUCGCCGAGGCAUUUGGAACUUCUUCAGAUUGGAGAACGAGCACCUGAAUAACGUCGGCAAGUACCGAGCUUUCAGGUCCGUACCAUUACCGUUUUACUAUGAUGAGGACAAGAAUAUGUGAUUGCAGGCCAAAAGAGUAAAGCAGAUGAAAAAGAUGGAACAUGGAUAUAUGUCACUCCAUUCCCCCAACCACAAGGUUCCACAAUCGACCAACAAUGGAAAAACAACUUAAAAAGGAAAAUUUUCAAUUUUUGAUAAACACAAGUAACAU